Messenger RNA from Bipolaris victoriae FI3, 1275 nucleotides. RefSeq lists its product as hypothetical. The record is from RefSeq and is a predicted model, not a curated record. The transcript has 2 exons. Bases 1 to 1275 code for a protein of 424 amino acids. NCBI's taxonomy places the organism in Eukaryota, Fungi, Ascomycota, Dothideomycetes, Pleosporales, Pleosporaceae.
AUGGUCAGCUCCAGCUCUAUUGAAAUUCCCAGCAGCACCCCAGUUGAGCUUUCUUCUAUUCCUACCAUCUCCCCCUCCGCUUCCAGCAGUAGCAUCUCCGUUGGACCAUCAUCUGUCCCCACCGUCUCAGCACCCGAGAGCACCAGCAGCUCUGUCGUUAUUCCUUCAGGUAGCGAGACCUCAACUUCCUGCAGCACUUCAAGCGGCGCCUAUCCCACUGGUGUGAACUCUAGCUAUGGCGUAUAUCCUACUGAGUCAGCAGUGUACCCAACUGAGACAUACUCUGCCAGUAAGGGUGCCGAGUACCCAGCCGAGAGCUCCAAGGGCUACGGAGAAUACCCAGCUGCGUCCAGCACUGGUUAUGACAGCACGCCUUCUGUCACCGAGAAGCCUGAGCAAUCCGAGUACCCGACUGUUCCCACCGGCUCUACCACCAGUGUCGUUACCACCACCUACGUCGAUGUUUGCCCCACUGGUCUCACCACUGUCACCACGACGUACGUUGAGACUGUUUGCACCAAGUGCGCGAAGCCCACCGGCACCGCCGAUGUUCCUGAGGGAUGGACCACGAGCGUAUACACUGCCAGCACCUUGACUGUGACAAUCACCAAGCCCAUUGCCACCGUCACUGCUGUGCUUGAGUACCCAUCCUCCGCUCCUUCGGUCGUGUACCCUGCGGAGUACCCUGCUUCCCCCAUUUCUUCUGGAAAGCCUGCAUAUCCAGUCGUGCCUGAGGCUUCCAAGGCUGCGUACCCUGUCGUCCCUGAAGCCUCCAAGGUCGCGUACCCUACCAUCCCUGAAGUCUCCAAGGCCGCUGAAUACCCCACUGUUCCUGAAGUCUCCAAGGUUGCUGAGUACCCUGUGGCUCCUGCAUCUUCUGCGGCUCCUGAGUACCCAGCUCACUCUGUGCCUUCUGUGCCCUCCGCCGCUCAGCCCGCCUCUUCGCCUGCUGCCGAGUACCCCUCGUAUCCUGUUGGCACUGGCUACCCCAAGAAGCCCGUGGACCAUGAGGCUGUCAGCAGCACGCACGUGACUCUCAGCAAGGUUGCCGUUCCUACUUACAUUCCUGCACCUUACCCAUCGGCUGGUGUUCCUUACAUCCCUGCCGGCCCUGCUAAGAACGCUACUAGCGAGUAUGUCCCCAUGCCCACUGGUACCGGCAAGCCCGUCACACCUCUCCCAUCUAUGCCACCGCAGUUUGAGGGCGCUGCUAGCCGCGCUAGUGUCGGCUUCAUGAUGUUUGUUGGUGCUGUCGGUGCUGUUCUUGCCAUGUAA